Kalmanozyma brasiliensis GHG001 is the source of this 1341-nucleotide messenger RNA. RefSeq names its product Zinc knuckle CX2CX4HX4C. The transcript has a single exon. Gene Ontology annotation, molecular function: zinc ion binding; nucleic acid binding. The record is from RefSeq and is a predicted model, not a curated record. Bases 1 to 1341 code for a protein of 446 amino acids. NCBI's taxonomy places the organism in Eukaryota, Fungi, Basidiomycota, Ustilaginomycetes, Ustilaginales.
AUGACAAGAUACACCAAGCUGGACGGAAGGCGGUCGCUCGCCAAGAAGAUGGUCGACUCGGACAGCGAGCCUGAGUCCACACCUGUCGCCACGCCUGUCAAGGCCGCACCACCGCCGACUCUCGAAGAUCCCGCAGCAGAGACACCAUCGAAGGACAAGAAGAAGGAUAAGAAGGAUAAGAAGGACAAGAAAGAGAAGAAGGACAAGAAGAACAAAGACAGUGGUGACGAUGUAAAUGAAGUUGCUGUCGACGAGGCUCAGGACGAGGCGCAACCCACCGAGCCAGUCGCAUCCACCUCAGCCUCUGCAGCCGAGACAGAUCAACCAGCCGCCGAUGCCGAGCCACCUACCGUAGAGAAGCUCCUCAAGCGCGCCAAGCUGCUCAAGCUCAAGGCCAAGAAGGCCAAGAACGAGGAGAGCAAGAAACGCUUCCAGAAGAUGACGCGCGACAUUGAGCGUCAGGUCGAGCAGAUGUUUGGCUCGUUCGAGUAUGGCCCCAAGGGUCAGCUUAUCCGUCUCGGCGCGGCUCAGUCGGAUACCAUGUGUCAGUCGAGGCACAAGGGCGAGGAUUGGUCCGGCAAUCAGAUGGGAGGUGAUCGGGGAUGGGGUGCCCGUGGCGGCGCUGCUCAGAGCUACGGCAAUGGUGGCGGAUACUCGAACCAGGGCAGCAACGGCAACGCAGGGUGGGGUCAGACAGACGAACAGCGACGCAUGGACCGACGAGACGCUCGACGUGAAGAGAGGGCGGACCAGCGACAGUCCAAACUCAAGUGUUUCGCGUGCCGUGGUAUGGGUCACUCGGCAAAGGACUGCCCGAACGCGCUCGACGCUCAAUCGAUCUCGCUAAAGGGAGACGCUUCCACCUCGGACACGCCCAUGAUUGGUCGCGAUGCGGUAGGAAUCUGCUUCCGCUGCGGCUCGACCGAACACACGCUUUCGAAAUGCCGCAAGCCUGCGCUCAAGAACGACGAACUACCGUACGCAACCUGUUUCAUCUGCCACUCGAAGGGCCAUCUCUCCUCCAAGUGUCCCAACAAUGCCGGUCGCGGUGUCUACCCCGAGGGCGGAUCGUGCAAGCUCUGCUCCUCCGUAGAACACUUGGCGAAGGACUGCCCGCUGUCACUCAGGAACGAGGGCAAGAGCACCAAGGGCGAUCGCGAGGCCAAGGCGCUGGUCAACCAGGUCAUCGUCGGAUCGACAAAGGAUCAAGCAGCAGGCGGAGACGAGGAUGACUUCCACAGUUUCGCAAGGAAGCGCGCUCAGGUGGACUCGGAGGCCAAGGUGGACAAGGCAAGUCCGUCAAAGAGGCAAAAGAGUAGUGCCAAGGUGGUCUCGUUCUAG